CUCUCCCUCUCCCCCAUCCGGAGCUUAUCUCGGUGCGCAUCGUCAGCAUCAGUUUGAAGUCAAAUCUGACAGCCGCUGCCUUGCCCGCUUCUUUUUCCGCCUCCUUCACUCUCCGGUGGUCAUCCCGUCUCAUUUAAAAGUUCAGUUCAGGCGGGACUGUGGGAGCUGGCUUCAACUUGGGCUGAAGAAAGACAAGGGAAACUCCUCGGGAUUCUCCGUACACCGAGCUCUCAUCCGGACAUUGUGUUUCUCGUGUUAAGAGCUUCUUAAGGAGAAUUCUUGGGAGAUUUCCGACUCUUUCAUUCCUCAAGGAUGAAGCAGCACCGUGGAUUUGUGUACUGAAACAAGCUCCCACUUUCUAACUUCCAUGUUUCAGAAUGAACCAUGAGCAAAGGUUGUGAAGGCCUGUUUCUGUCGCCCUGUUGUGCAGUGAGGCUGUGAGCUCACAGUGGAUACAGCAUGCAUGUGUCGACAUAUCCCAUGAUGCACUCUGCCUGUCCAGGCCUGCUUCUCCUCAGCUUCCUCUUCCUCGCUGAUGCUGACUCACCCCCAAGAUUCACACGAACCCCAGAGGACCAAACAGGAGUCCAGGGGGGAGUGGCUUCGUUUGUGUGUCAGGCCACAGGAGAUCCUCAGCCCAAGAUCGUCUGGAACAAAAAAGGCAAAAAAGUCAGCAACCAGAGAUUUGAGGUAAUAGAGUUUGACGACGGGUCCGGCUCUGUCCUGAGGAUCCAGCCACUGAGGACCCCCAGAGAUGAGGCUGUUUACGAAUGCCACGCCUCCAACUCUGCCGGAGAGAUCACCGCGUCCACAAAACUAACGGUUCUUCGAGAGGACCAGCUACCCUCAGGGUUCCCCACCAUAGACAUGGGCCCCCAACUGAAAGUGGUGGAGCGUUCUCGGACUGCCACCAUGCUUUGUGCUGCUAGUGGUAACCCUGAUCCAGAAAUUACCUGGUUCAAGGAUUUCCUGCCAGUCAACACGUCCAAUAAUAAUGGACGAAUCAAGCAGCUCCGCUCAGAGUCCUUUGGUGGCACGCCCAUACGAGGUGCCCUCCAGAUAGAGAUGAGCGAGGAGUCAGACCAAGGGAAGUAUGAGUGUGUUGCCACCAACAGCGAUGGGACACGCUAUUCCACCCCAGCUAACCUCUAUGUCAGAGAGCUGCGAGAAGUGCGCCGUGUCCCCCCUCGCUUCUCCAUCCCCCCAGCAGACAGCGAGAUUAUGCCCGGGGGAAGCGUUAACAUCACAUGCGUGGCAGUGGGCUCACCCAUGCCUUACGUGAAGUGGAUGCUGGGGGCAGAAGACCUCACGCCUGAGGAUGACAUGCCCAUCGGCCGCAACGUCCUGGAGCUGACGGACAUACGCCAGUCUAACAAUUACACGUGUGUUGCCAUGUCAACACUUGGCGUGAUUGAGGCGGUGGCACAGAUUAUUGUGAAAGCUCUGCCAAAGGCUCCUGGCAUCGCCGUGGUAACAGAGAGAACUGCAACAAGCAUCACCCUCACCUGGGAUUCUGGCAACCCAGAGCCUGUCUCCUAUUAUAUCAUACAGCACCGUGCCAAAGGCUCGGAGGAUCCCUAUAAAGAGAUUGACGGCAUCGCUACGACGCGCUACAGUGUGGGCGGCCUCAGUCCUUACUCCCACUAUGACUUUCGUGUUGCAGCCGUGAACACCAUCGGGCAAGGCCCCUCCAGCGAUGCGGUGGAGGCUCGCACAGCCGAGCAGGCUCCCUCCUCGCCUCCUCGACAGGUCAGAGGUCGUAUGCUGAGCACAACAACAGCAAUCAUCCACUGGGAUGAACCUGAAGAACCUAAUGGACAGGUGGUGGGUUACAGAGUGUACUACACCUCCGACAACAUGCUGCCAGUCAACCAGUGGGAGAAGCUGAUGGUGCGCAGUGCCAACUACAUCACCAUUCAGGGUUUGACCCCUAACAAGACUUAUUACAUCAGAGUGUUGGCCUUUACCUCAGUAGGAGACGGACCGCUCUCCCAGGACCUGCAGAUCAUAGCCAAGACUGGAGUUCCAUCACAACCUUUACAAUUUAAGGGCGAGGCCAAGUCUGAGACCAGUAUCCUGCUGUCCUGGGUAGCCCCACCCCAAGUGGGUCCUGACAACCAGAUCACUGGAUAUGAAGUGGUCUACCGACGUGCUGACGAAACAGAGGAGAGGAAAAUAAGCUUUGAGCCUACAACCUCCUACCUGUUGAAGAACUUGAAGCCUUUCUCCACCUACACCUUCCAGCUGGCUGCCAAGAGCAAGCAUGGAAUCGGGGCGUAUACCAAUGAAGUGUUCAUCGACACACCACAGACGCUUCCUUCAGCACCUCCCCAGGACAUCACAUGCACGAGUCCGACUUCUACCAGCAUCCUGGUAAGUUGGGCUCCACCUCCUCUGGAGUUUCAGAACGGCAUCAUUACAGGAUACUCCAUCCAGUACUCCACUACAGAGGGCAACAAAACAACUAGAAGAGUUGACGGAAUCCCUCUGGAGAGUUCCCCCUAUCUCCUGGAAAACCUGGAAAAAUGGACUGAGUAUGGCAUAACGAUACGAGCGCAGACCGAAGCAGGCGAUGGACCGGAAAGUUUACAGCUGCUUAUCCGCACAGAGGAGGAUGUUCCAAGUGGUCCUCCACGAGGAGUUGAGGCAGAGACUGUGAACGCCUCGGCCAUUAGGGUGAAAUGGCGAGCACCAGCGCCUGAACGGCAGCAUGGUCAGAUCAGAGGCUACCAAGUCCACUAUGUGAAGAUGAACUACGGCGAGCCGCAGGGGCAGCCCUUCAUCAAGGACAUCCUCAUGGAGGACUCACAGUGGGAAUAUGAUGACUCAACUGAAUACGAGGCGGUUCUUGGAGACCUGAGGGCAGACACUGCCUUCUCUGUAUCAGUCGGGGCUUAUACCGCCAAAGGCGAUGGUGCUCGCAGCAAACCUGUUACAGUCUGCACCGCCCUGCCACUGCCCGACAAGCCCAAACUGAUGGUGAGUGCCACUGCUACAGGUACUGCUCUGCUGCAGUGGUAUCCACCGUUAAACCCACCUACCCCACUGCUCGGGUACCGCCUCACCUUUGGCCGCACCGAUGUCCUUCCCUCUACGGUGGUGGAGUUUCCCUCCAAGGAGAACCGCUAUUCCGCCCAUGACAUCCACAAGGGAGCAAACUAUGUGUUCAAGCUUUCAGCCCGUAACAAAAUGGGCUACGGGGAGGAGGCGGUAAUGGAGGUGACUACACCAGAGGACAACCCAAGUGGAUACCCAGAAAAUAUAUACUCUGAAGAGUCUUCUGCCACUUUCCUCCAACUGGCAUGGAAAGCAGUGCCACUAAUUGAGCAAAAUGGGAGAAUUACAAAGUACUCCGUGCUGUAUAAGGAUAUAAACAGCCGUGGGAACGCCUCAGAAGUUGCGGUGCCCGCUCCAAAAUCGAGUGUGUUGUUGGAGGGUCUGAGUGCCGAUACUGUGUAUGAUGUCAGGGUGUGCGCGUUCACAGUUGUCGGCCCUGGGCCGUACAGCCCCAGUGUCCAGUUUAGGACGCAGCGUCUAGACCAAGUUUUUGCAACCAACUUCCGAGUCAAAGCAGCCAUGAAGAACUCUGUCCUACUGUCCUGGGAGAUCCGAGACAAGAAUCCUGCCCAACCAUUUACUAUCCUGUAUGGAAAAGGCCAGUCUGUGGAAGUGGAUGGCAAGCAGACUCAGAAGCUGAUCACCGGCCUGGAGCCAGACACUCAGUACUCCUUUCUGCUCACUAACCGGGCCAACAGCGCCGGGGGCCUCCAGCACCGCGUCACAGCCACUACAGCCCCAGACAUCCUGAAGACCAAACCCACCGUGGUGGGAAAAACCAACGCAGACGGCAUGGUGACUGUGCAGCUACCAACUGUGCAGACCACAGCCAAAGUCAGGGGUUACUAUGUGGUGGUGGUGCCGCUGAAGAAGCUCCGAGGGAAGUUCCUGAAUCCCACGGAGGAGCCUGAUCAGAUGAACCUGGAUGAGCUUCUGAAAGAGAUCAACACGACAAGUGUCAGUCGUGCCCUUCGCAUCCGCAGGCAGGCUGGCCAGUCAGAUCCCAGGGCUUAUGUCAGUGCUCACUUUAAAACCCUCCCCCUGGAGUUUACGCUCGGCGAUGGACAAAACCACGGUGGCUUCCGCAACCGUGCGCUGCAGAACGGCCAGGAGUACGUUUUCUUUGUGCUUGGGCUGCUCGACCUCUCUGAGAAUACCAUGUUCGCCACUAGCCCUUAUUCUGACCCCGUUACCUCACUGGAUGUGGAUCCAAAGCCAAUCGUGGAUGAAGAGGAAGGACUGCUGUGGGUGGUCGGGCCUGUGCUGGCUGUCGUCUUCAUCGUCUGCAUUGUCAUUGCCAUUCUGCUGUUCAAGAGCAAACCUGACAGAAAAAGAGCUGAGGCUGAAGGCAGAAAGGGCAGUUUUCCCUGCAGCAAAGCCAUGUCAUCUCACCAUCCCACAGAUCCCGUGGAGCUACGCCGCAUUAACUUCCAGACUCCAGCCUACCGUGUAUCAGUGUACCGCGGUUAUCGCCGUUUGUCAAGCAUGGCAAGUCACCCGCCCAUCCCCAUCUCCGAGAUGGCAGAUCACAUUGAGCGCCUCAAGGCAAAUGACAAUCUCAAGUUCUCACAAGAGUACGAGUCCGUCGACCCUGGUCAGCAGUUCACGUGGGAGAAUUCCAACUUGGAGGUCAACAAACCAAAGAACCGCUAUGCUAACGUCAUUGCCUAUGAUCACUCCAGGGUUAUACUCUCCAGUAUAGAAGGUGUUCCAGGCAGCGACUACAUCAAUGCUAACUAUAUUGACGGCUACCGUCGUCAGAAUGCCUAUAUCGCCACUCAGGGUUCCCUCCCUGAGACCUUCGGGGACUUCUGGAGAAUGGUCUGGGAGCAGCACACAGCCAACAUUAUCAUGAUGACCAAGCUAGAGGAGAAGUCACGGAUGCCCUCUUAUUUCUACUCUAAGGUGAAGUGUGAUCAAUACUGGCCAACCCGAGGCACGGAGACCUAUGGCCUCAUUCAGGUCACUCUGCUGGACACAGUGGAGCUGGCUACCUACUCUGUCAGGACCUUUGCUCUUUACAAGAGUGGCUCCAAUGAGAAGCGGGAAGUUCGUCACUUCCAGUUCACAGCCUGGCCCGAUCAUGGUGUGCCUGAACACCCCACACCCUUCCUGGCCUUCCUGCGCAGGGUCAAGGCCUGUAAUCCUCCAGAUGCAGGACCCAUGGUUGUCCAUUGCAGUGCUGGAGUGGGUCGCACAGGCUGCUUCAUUGUAAUUGAAGCCAUGACGGAGCGAAUCAAGCAUGAAAAGGCCGUCGACAUCUACGGUCACGUCACACUGAUGCGCUCCCAGAGAAACUACAUGGUCCAGACGGAGGACCAGUACAUCUUCAUUCAUGACGCGCUGCUGGAGGCUGUGACCUGUGGGAACACCGAGGUCCCCGCUCGCAACCUCUUCUCCUACAUCCAGAGGCUGACGCAGAUCGAAACAGGAGAGAAUGUGACCGGCAUGGAGUUGGAGUUCAAGCGUCUAGCCAGUGCCAAGGCUCACACAUCACGGUUCGUGAGUGCCAACCUGCCAUGCAACAAGUUCAAGAACCGGCUGGUGAACAUCAUGCCCUAUGAGACCACGCGCGUGUGUCUGCAGCCAAUCAGAGGAGUAGAGGGCUCUGACUAUAUCAACGCCAGCUUCAUCGAUGGCUACAGGCAGCAGAAGGCCUACAUAGCCACUCAAGGGCCACUGGCUGAAACUACAGAGGAUUACUGGAGGAUGCUGUGGGAACACAACUCCACUAUCGUUGUCAUGUUAACCAAAUUGAGAGAGAUGGGACGGGAGAAAUGUCAUCAGUACUGGCCUGCAGAGCGUUCAGCCAGGUACCAGUACUUUGUGGUGGAUCCCAUGGCUGAGUACAACAUGCCCCAGUACAUCCUCCGAGAGUUUAAAGUCACUGAUGCCAGGGAUGGACAAUCACGAACGGUUCGUCAGUUCCAGUUCACUGAUUGGCCCGAGCAAGGAGUGCCAAAGUCAGGGGAGGGAUUCAUUGAUUUCAUCGGCCAGGUCCAUAAAACAAAAGAACAAUUUGGCCAGGAUGGGCCAAUUUCAGUGCACUGCAGUGCUGGAGUAGGGAGGACUGGUGUGUUUAUCACCCUGAGCAUCGUGCUGGAGAGGAUGCGGUACGAGGGCGUGGUGGACAUCUUCCAGACGGUCAAAAUGCUCCGCACACAGAGACCUGCUAUUGUUCAGACAGAGGACCAGUACCAGUUCUGCUACCGGGCCAGUCUGGAAUAUCUGGGAAGCUUUGAUCACUAUGCAACAUAAUCCCCGGUGGCAGUCUCUCAUGCCACAUCCCACCUAGUGCACUUUUCUUAGGUCACAUGCAGCCUGAAUUAAUGCAUUAGGCCGUGAUGUUUCUUUGAAGAUUUCGCCACCACAUGCAGAGUGAAGGGGGACCAUCGGCUUCUCCCGUACCCAGAAACAGCACCUCUAACUGAGCCAUAGCAACCCCGCUUGACAAGGGUGUUUCCUUCCACCCUCAGCCCAAACAUGCCACUGGUCAGUCUGACGAAGCAACUUCAACCAUUGUUGCACUCAGAAUACUUGACCGGAUCUAGAUUUUUAUUCAUUUCAGUGCUUUUGCAAGCACCCAGAUUGCUUUACGUUGUUUGGGUGUGGAACUCUCACCUCGUCCACCACCAGUGUAGCAUCCACCAACGAAAAAAACAGGAGCCAGCCACAGUAUUUAGCUGUCACAGGAAAUUUUGAUUUUUCUAUCUUGAGGACUGUCAUGAAGGAGACUACAAAUCUAUCUUGUGGGAACCUCGUGGACUGAAACAACUGGGACUUUGGAGCACCAGAGCAUUGCCAACGGGAGAGUGGAAACACAGAGCACACAGUAUUACAAAAAAAGACCAAGAACACACACAUACACAUCUGAAAGAGACACAGUAGUGUUUUGUUCUGUUUUGUUUAGGAAAUGGACUCAUUUUCUUGAGAGUGAAAACAACGUUUCUACCAUAUAGUAAUAAAAACCACCAGUUCAACCUUAUGCGUCACGAUUUAAGGAACUGAACAUUUGAGAGAAGUCUAAAAUGCAUAUAACACAAAGUAAAGCAUUCGUUUAGUUUUGUAGAAAAAUAGAGAUAAGUGAUUUAUUUUGAUUAUUUUUUUUCUUUUCUUGUUUUAAACUGGGUUAUUCCCUAUGGCACGUUGUCCCCUCUGACCAUACAAGGCAAAGUUCUGUGUUAUCCAAUGAGCUGAUGCGUUGUGUUUUUUUUUGGUUAUUGUUGUUUUGUUUUUUAAAGUGAUAAGGUACUGUUUUUAAGUGUACAAUCAAAUCUAAUGUGGAGAAUGAUCACAGUUCUAUGAAAAACACGCCCACUGAGUGUCACUCGCUCGUGUUCUCUAACCACUCUCUCCCUUUUUGAAUAAAAACACACACGUCCGCAUGCACACAAGAUCUGCCCGGUGACCCAAGACCGACGUCUCUUUCUUUGUUUUUUUUAAUCGCCCUCCUAGGGGCCCCCAAGUGGUAGAGUACUCACCGUGCUGCUACCAGUCCUAGAAGAAGUUCUCCUGUGUGCACGCUGAGAGAAAGAACUAUAAGGAGAGUAUGCACAGAAAGCAAAAGUAUUAUUAACAAAAACAAAUAUUUAUGUGUCAAAUAAGCUUCACAAAGAUUUUUUUCAAACAGGGAGCGAGAGGGUGUCGAAAAAAAAAAAGGGA
Messenger RNA from Solea solea (common sole), 7719 nucleotides. It is a transcript of the gene ptprdb, whose product is annotated as protein tyrosine phosphatase receptor type Db. The record is from RefSeq and is a predicted model, not a curated record. The transcript has 46 exons. Gene Ontology annotation, molecular function: protein tyrosine phosphatase activity; protein binding. Lineage: Eukaryota; Metazoa; Chordata; Actinopteri; Pleuronectiformes; Soleidae. Gene Ontology annotation, biological process: protein dephosphorylation. The coding region runs from base 460 to 6315 and encodes 1951 amino acids.